This is a messenger RNA of Pocillopora verrucosa, 1944 nucleotides long. RefSeq names its product nuclear protein MDM1. The record is from RefSeq and is a predicted model, not a curated record. Gene Ontology annotation, molecular function: microtubule binding. Gene Ontology annotation, biological process: negative regulation of centriole replication. Lineage: Eukaryota; Metazoa; Cnidaria; Anthozoa; Scleractinia; Pocilloporidae.
AUGCCAGCGCCGCGCUCAAAGAGAUAUGAAUCAGAGUAUCUUUCACAUUACAAGCAAUUUGAGGCUAAACGUCCUGAUACAGUGAAGGGUGAAGUGACAAGAUCAGUUACCAACAGCCACAUGAACAGUCAUGGUUCAACGCCAAGGGCAGGCGUACAGUCCAGUAAACUGGGUACUAUCCAUGAACCUCCACUUCAAAGAAAAAGGAUUGUGCCAUAUGAAAAGAACCACAACAUCUUCACAACUUUUACUGUUAAAGAACAGGAUGAUAGAGACUGGUUAAAGUCUGGUGGAGAAUCACGCAGGUCCCAUUCACUUAACAGACAGCAUGAGAAGGGAAAAGGCACAAAGGCUGUACAAAGUUCAGUAUUAAACAGAAGUGAAACGCCAAUCCUUGCAGCUGAGAGAAAGAUGUUUCGUGAUCAAGAGCAGCAUGGAAACAGAAAGCAGCCAGUUUACGUGCCAGACAGAAUCAACAGGAGAAGCACUUACAAACUGGAUUACGUGGACUACAAGAAACAAUCAAAGUCCCCUAAAAAGAGCAAACCCAGAAAACAGCAGAGUCCACCAAAGAUAGUUGGAGGUAGGAAAGGAGAAGUCAGCCCAGAUCGCCUUCCCCCUGCUGGGAUCCGAAGAGCCACAAGUAUUGGUGAUACAAGACUUCUAAGGCCUUCAGAAGACUCUCAGUACCUAAGGUCACCAGAACGCCAACAAAAAGUUUUUGACUCAGAGUAUUCAAGCCGCUUUGUUCAGCCAACGAAGUUUAAAUACGUUGAUGGAUUAUGGAUAGAAACUCCAAUCAGCACGGAGGCAACCUAUAACGUAAGGGAUAAACAGAAGGAUACGCCCGAUUGGUUUGAUCAGGUACUUCAUCGUCGUAACGAGGCCUAUGGCUACGCGCACAAUGCGCGAGGAACACAUUUCUCUCGCGAGAGCCUAGAUGAAAUCAACAGAGAACAGGCGGAACGUGCGGGUUCUCUUUCCUCAGCUGAGGAAAAGAGCAGAAAUCGUACAGCACACCCACGAUCCCGAGCAAGAAGCAUGUCGCCACCACGAAGACGCGAAGCGUGGACCGAAGAACGCUCUCGCUCUCCGACAGGUUCCGAAGAUAGGCGAGCAGGCUCGGGAACGGACGCCACAUCUGAUGAUGGGACCGACAUGAUUCUUGAACGAGGUCGAUCUCCGACUCCAGAACUUCGAGAUACCCGAACAUCUCGACGGCACCACCUUGAUGUGACGACUGAUAUCUUGAACGAUAGCUUUGAGAAGUCUGUGUCGCUUUCGAGGAAAAAGAAACCUGCUUCGCGGGGAUACAGCAAGUCCGGCCGGAAUGGGUAUAGCACACCCCCUAGAGAGGAUAGGGAAGCUCGCCCUACCAGCCCGGCCUCGAGUGUGCGAUUAGGAGAUGAUGCAAGGUCCUUCACACCUCCCCGCAGGGUGGACAUAUCCCCACCUGAUCCCCGUCAAGUCAGUCCACCGGCUAGCGUCGGGGGUAGUGUGAGAGGAAGAGAUGAUGACGUGUUGUCCGUGUCUGCGAUGUCGAGUCGCGCAUCGACUGCAUCGGAGACACUUGAACGAGCCAGGAAACGGCGAGACGAGUUUUGGAAACGAGAAAACGGUCCUAAAUAAAAAGAUACAAAGAAAUCCCAAAAAAAGAUAAAAGUACAAAUGUCUAGUUUUAAUACUUGUUGAAGUAGAGAAAUUCCUCUGUCCGCUAACACUUUAUUUAAAUCCAUAAAUUUAAGUACCUUUUGCCGGUUAAUUUUAAGAAAGUCGUGUCUUUACAAAUCGCACGCACAUAAGAAAGUCACAUCAGUCUCAGUAAGAAAACGUAAAUUCCUUUUUGUCGCACUUCUUGUAGUCGAAAGUGUUUCCUUCAGUGUUGUUUUUUAUACAUGAUUUUAAACGAUCGGUUUUUUUAAUUGUAAGCUUUAAGUAAAAAAA